AUGCCGCAACCAGAGGUCCCUUCAUCCCCGAAUGGUCCGGACCGUCAUGUUUCGGCGUCCGACGUUGUCUCAAACACUUACGGCAAGGUCAGAUCAACACCUCUACGCCAUGAAAAUUCGAAUAACAUAAUCGGAAACUCCUUCAGCAUGUUUGCUGCUCGGCCCGACCCGAAAGAGGCUCGAUACCUGAAUCCAGACACCGAUGAUGACAACUACAACUCCAAUAUGCCUUUUAGUGAUGACGAUAUGAGAAGUGUGGAGGCCGAGGACGCCGGUGCACCUAUACAACGAGUGGCAAGUUCAGAUUCUGCAGUAGAUCCCGUAACCAAUCUUGCUCAUGACGAAGAGCGUCAAAAGCAGCCAGCAAGAGCGAACACAAGCUCGCAUUUCUCUUCUUUUCGUAGAUCAACCACCACCCUCUUUGGUCCCAAACCAAAUUCUGUCCAGUUCAACGAUGAAAACAGAAAGUCGUCCCGAAAUUUGUUCAACAUAUUCCGGAAAAAGACAAAGGAUAAGGACCGCCGGCCUGAGGUCGCUGAUGGGGAUGCUGACUCCUUGGAGCCAUCUUCUGAUGACAUAGAAGCCGCGAAAAGAGCCGUUGAUCUUUUGAAUGCAUUGACUCUCGGCGGGCCCGCUGUCAAUCUCGUAGCUUCAUGUUUUUGUGAAGACGAACAUGGAAUAGCUCGUGCACCUCUUCUUCUUUCUUUGAUGAGCAUGAAAGUCACCGAUAUCUCUCGCUCACCACUUACAAAAAACCGUAAAUUUAAAAUUGAUUUGCAGUAUGGCGUGGCACCUCAGCGGAUCAAGUGGUCAAUCGAGAAAACCGCAAAAGAUGUCCUCUAUUUGCACUCCCGACUCAAAUGGCUUGGUGUCAGAACAUCUUUUAAAACUUCCGAUCUCCCGAAAUACCCUGUACCUCCUUUACUUAAACGGAACACUGACCUCAGAGUGGUUAGUUUGCCAAAGCCAGCCAAUGGAACGCCUAAUAUAUCUAGUCCAAACCAGGCUCCAAGAAUAUCCGAGGAGUUCAAUAACGAUGUUCAAUCAAACUUGAGCAAUCACAGUCUAAGAGAGAGAUUUUCAACUCUACGAGCUCACUUCAGCGCUCAAUCGUCCAUAUCUUCGGCUGGAUUCGACUCCCCUGAGCAAAUGCGCACCAGGGCCAUAAAAAACCAACAAUAUACCUUGGAAAUCGAAAAUUAUUUAAAAGAACUCAUCAUACAGGUUGCCAUGAGACCUCAAUCCAAUCGUCUUUUCCAAUUUUUCGAGAUUUCUCCCAUAUCUUCUCUUUUGAACUACGAAACUGGUUACAUAGGAAAGCAAGGUGUUAUUCAUGUUGGAGGAACCGCUCGCUCACAAGGCUGGAGAGUUGGCCAUUUCAAAGCAAACGAUCUUAAAUCAAUGAUUGACAGAAGAUCGGAAAAGUGGUUCCUUGUGAGAGGAAGUUAUGUGAUGUAUGUGCCAGACAUUAUUUCCACAACGCCAUUGGAGGUGUUUAUGGUGGAUCCCUCCUUCAAGAUCUUGGGUAAAGGCGAAUCCCUGGACCCAGGUGAUGGAAGAGGCUCUGAUCUGGACUCAGACUAUGCAGAGGAGUCCCAAUCUCAAGUCGAAGCAGCAAAUCGACUUGCGGAUAAGGUUCAAGAUCAAGUUUUCACGCAUCUUAAAAUCACAUUAGAAAACAACGAAAGAAAAUUGGUCAUACUUCCAAAGUCCCGGAUUGAGCAAAAAUUAUGGCUUCAAUCGCUAAAUGAAAUGGUGAAGAGCACUGUCUGGGCUGAGAAGCAUCGGUUUAAUUCUUUUGCUCCUGUCAGAAAGAAUUGCUACGCCCAAUGGUUGGUUGAUGCCCGAGACUACUUCUGGGCCGCUUCUGCCGCCAUGGAAAUGGCAAAAGACGUGAUUUUUAUCCAUGAUUGGUGGCUUUCUCCGGAGCUCUAUCUCCGUCGUCCUGCGAACGGAAAUCAGCAGUUUCGUAUUGACAGAAUAUUGCAAAGAAAGGCGCAACAGGGUGUUAAGAUUUUUGUCAUCGUUUACAGAAAUGUCGGAACCAUUAUCCCAAUUGAUUCCUUGUACACAAAGCAUUCUAUCGUUUCAUUGAAUCAGGAGAACAUUCACAUAAUCCGCUCUCCAAACCAACUUUUGCAAAACACCUUUUUCUGGGCACAUCAUGAGAAACUAUGUAUUGUGGAUUACAACGUGGCAUUCAUUGGUGGUUUGGACUUGUGCUAUGGAAGAUAUGAUACUCCUGAUCAUGUCCUCUCGGACGACUCGAAUAUUGGUUUCACGAACUUAGACCAGAGCAAUUUAACGCCCGAGCAAUUCGAUUCCUUCAACAUCUUCCCGGGCAAAGACUACUCAAACACUCGUGUCAAAGACUUCUCAAAUCUUGAUAAACCAUACGAAACUUUGUAUGAUCGAAACACCACUCCAAGAAUGCCCUGGCACGAUAUUCAUAUGAUGACAUCAGGAGAAGUCGCAAGAGAUUUGUCGCGCCAUUUUGUCCAAAGAUGGAACUACUUACUCAGACAAAAGCGUCCUAGUCGUCUAACUCCACUCCUCACUCCUCCACCUGACCUUACCCCUGAGCAGCUCAAUGACCUCAAUUUGACUGGAAGCUGUGAGGUGCAAAUCCUUCGUUCCGCUGGAAAUUGGUCUUUAGGGCUCAAAGAACACGAAGAAAGUAUUCACCAAGCAUACUUAAAAUUAAUUGAGAACUCGGAGCAUUGUAUUUAUAUUGAAAAUCAAUUCUUUGUGACCUCGUGCUUCAUUGAUGGUACCGAGAUCAAGAAUCGUGUCGGUGAUGCUAUAGUUGACAGAAUUAUUCGAGCCAAGAAAGAAGGUACAGCUUGGAGAGCUAUCAUUGUUAUUCCUUUGGUCCCAGGAUUCGAGAGCCAAGUUGACCAGAUUGAUGGUUCCUCGGUCAGAGUUGUGAUGCAAUGUCAGUAUAUGUCGAUCUCUAGAGGAACGUCAAGUCUUUUCGCAAAAUUGAGAAAAGCCGGGAUUAACCCCGAUGAUUAUAUUCAGUUCUUUUCUUUGAGAAAAUGGGGAAUUUUGGGUCCAGAUCGUACGCUUGUGACAGAGCAACUCUACAUCCAUGCAAAGACGAUGAUUGUCGACGACAGAAUCGCCAUCAUUGGAAGUGCUAAUAUCAACGAAAGAUCUAUGAGAGGUUCAAGAGACUCUGAGGUUGCCGCAAUUGUGAGAGAUACAGAAACAAUCAAGUCUACAAUGAACGGACAAGCAGUUCGCGUAGGUAAGUUUGCACACACUUUGCGGAUGAGACUCAUGAGAGAACAUCUAGGUGUUGCUGUGGAUAUACUUGAUGUUGUGGAAAGAAAGUUCGAAAAAAUUCUACAAUUUGCCAAGACAGAAGACGGGUUGAAGGCUCAGUCGCACGAAUUAUCGGACUCUGAAGGUCAAGUUCUAUCUGCUGCUGUUGAGCUUGCAGCCAGAUAUGUUUUGCAAGAAUCUGACGGUACGCCGCUCUGGAGAAAAUAUCAAGAAUCAUGUGGCUUUAAACCCGAAAUUCACAAGGUGCCAUUUGAUGCAACACCUGAUGAUACUGCGGAGCCAAUGGCCCUUCCUAUUUCCUUCAACAACAGAACGGGUCCUAGAGAAGCCAAUGUUGGAAUUCGUGAGCGCAAGAAACAUUCUUUCGAUCCAAGGGUCCAGCAAAAUAUCAAUCACAAGCGUGAUGUUUAUGGAGAAGGUAUCGACAAGUAUAGAUCUAAACAAGCUCGCCUCGCUAGGCUUGACAAUGCUAAAUAUUUGAAGAGGCUCGCGCAUGCCUAUGAGGAAGAUAAACCAAACAAAUCUUUCCUCCCGGAUAUCAACAGCGUCUAUAUGUUCCUUGAUUCCGAUGAAGAACAUCACAGCCAGGCUGAGACAAACACGAGAAACCGGGAGAAAUGGCUUUUCCUCAAAAAAAUCGCUUACUUGCAACGUGUCGCUGCCAGAGAUGCUGAACAAUCUGAAAUAGAGCGCAAAAGACGUGUCGCAGCUGGAUUGCCAUCGUGUGUCCGGGCCUCAACUAACAUUUCCGCAGCCAAGAAAUUGCACAAGGAUGUGGGUGCCAGUCAUUCUCCUGAAAGUUCCAAAGAACAACACAGUGACAGCCCAGCGAGAUCCAGUGACGUGAACGGAUUGGUGCAGGCCAACGAUGUUGUUAGCGAUGUUAAUCUUGAAACGCAAGAUGCUACAACUGGGGAGUCCAUCACCGAGCAGAUUCCUAUUGUAACUCUUGAUGAUGAAGCCUUCAAAGAGACCAUGAGAGGUAUCAACGCUCAGGCAACUGAUAUAGUCACCAAGUUUGUGGACCCAUACUGCUUUCAAGAUCCUCUUGAUCCUGAAUUCUAUGAAGAUCUCUGGUAUGAAAUUGCAAGAAAGAACACAGAUAUCUUCCGCCUAAUCUUUCAUUGUCAACCCGACGACACUGUGAGAUCGUGGGCCACCUACAUGCAAUUCAUGAAGUUGAACAAAGGAUUCCAGGUUUCUCAAGCCCGAGAUGCUGAUUCUAGGAGGGAGAAACGUCUGUUUGAAUCAGAGAGACCGGGUCAAGAAUCGAAAUCUCAUCAACGGAAAAGUAGUCACGCAACCAUAAACAUCAGCGACUAUCAGCCAGAAGCUGGCAUCCUAGGUGACAUCCCUUCAGGUGAUCGCGACAGACAGGGUAGAUCGGGUGAAAGAGCCAGAUUCAACGUCCCAGACUCAAUUGCCGAGCAUGAUGAUAACAGGGACGGGGACGCUUCAAGCCUGGAAACCGAAGGUGAAGAGGGAGAUGAUGACGAUUUGAUCGAUAGCUCUAGUGAGUCAAGAUCAGAGCGGAUCAAUGGAGAAGCAAAUGGAAGUGUUAAUGGUAAGGCAGACGGCAAAUCAUUUGAUGCUAAAAAGAGAAGCGAUACCACCAAAAAAGUGAGAAGACGUGCUGGAACCUUUAGCAACCGCCGCAGAGCCAAAGCAGGAGAGAAGAUCUUCGAGAGAGACUCUGCGCAGCGCGUUUUGGAGGAAAUACAAGGACAUCUUGUUCUUUUCCCUGUUGAUUGGCUUCAAAGGGAGUUAGAUGGAGAAAAUUGGUUCUUCAAUACCGAUAGAAUCCCUCCAAUCGAGAUUUAUGAUUGA
Australozyma saopauloensis is the source of this 5115-nucleotide messenger RNA. RefSeq names its product phospholipase D (gene PLD1). Lineage: Eukaryota; Fungi; Ascomycota; Pichiomycetes; Serinales; Metschnikowiaceae. The transcript has a single exon. The coding region runs from base 1 to 5115 and encodes 1704 amino acids. Gene Ontology annotation, cellular component: intracellular membrane-bounded organelle. The record is from RefSeq and is a predicted model, not a curated record. Gene Ontology annotation, molecular function: D-type glycerophospholipase activity. Gene Ontology annotation, biological process: intracellular signal transduction; phosphatidic acid biosynthetic process; phospholipid catabolic process.